GUAUAAUAAACACCGCCAGGGCAAGAAGGGAAGAAAACAGGGUGCUCAAACUCAAAGCUGCUCGAGGAAAAUGGAGAUCUCCUCCUCCUCCUUUCUCUCUUCCUUUCUCCUCCUCCUUCUCCUCUCCUCCUCCCUCACUUCAGCUACUGAUAGUACAAACAAUCCUGCAGAUCAACUGGUGGCAGUAAUCAACACCAACCGAACCUCGUCCAAUUCCCCAAGACUCUUUGACAAUGCAGGCCUUGGCUGCAUUGCCUUGGAGUACAUCAAGGGCUACAACGGUGAAUGCAACAAGGUAGGUGAAAUGAUGAGGCCACCUAACUCCAGCUUCACUGACACCUUUGCCCCCAAUUGUGGUGUUGAGGUUGCAACACUUGCACCAAUCUCUGGCCGCCUGAUUGCCUGCCAGAGCUCCUAUGCCUCUCCCCAGGAUGCCUUUAACAUUUUGGUUGACGAUGCUCGAAGCUUACAGAUUCUCCAUAAUAGGAACCACACCACGGUAGGAGCUGCAGUGAGUGGCACGGAUGGGGGCUCACCAUAUUUUUGGUGUGUGCUGUUCAGUAAUGGGAAGGGGAACAAUAGCUUUGUGCUUGAGGGAGGCGUCGCAAAGGAUGUCCAUCCAGGGUGUUUCAGUGGCAAUAACGAUGAUUGCAGCGCUGCCAAAGGGUUGAGCAAGAGAUUGGGGGUUGUGGUGGCUACAAUGUUGGUUACUUUGGCUUAUGUUUUUGGGUUGUGAGUGAGGUAGAUUGUAAAAGGAGGAACACCACACCAUUCUUGCUCUUAGUUCAUUUUUUUUUUUCAAUGAAAAAACUGGGGAUUAUAAGAGAGGUUUUGGUUAGUCAUCAUUGUAAACUUAUGAUUUGUUCUUCAUUGUUCCAUUGAGUAUCUAUUCAAGAUUCUUGUCUUUGUUUUA
Messenger RNA from Zingiber officinale, 913 nucleotides. RefSeq lists its product as uncharacterized. The record is from RefSeq and is a predicted model, not a curated record. Bases 71 to 736 code for a protein of 221 amino acids. The transcript is spliced from 2 exons. Lineage: Eukaryota; Viridiplantae; Streptophyta; Magnoliopsida; Zingiberales; Zingiberaceae.